CAUUCCUUUUGUAGCAAAAAAUGGAUUGGUAUUCACUCUAUGUUGUUUGCUUUCAGUUCCUAAUCGCUUUUCUUCAUCACCAAGUUAUCAACAAAGAAACACCUGCACCGAAAGAAAAAGAACGGGUUCAACAGUUUCGUCACUUGCGUACACAAGUUGAAAAGCUAAACUCUCCUAGUACUUUUGUAGAGUAUUCCAAGGCUAAAAGACGUUGCCUAGAUUUGGAACGGGAACUGGAGUUGUUCCAAGUUUCCAGGCUUCAACAAGUGGAAGUAUACAAAAAGUGGAAGAAUAGGGUUAGUUGGUUCUAUCGUAUUUCUGUGUUGUUGUUAUCUUUGUUGUUGAGUCGUUGGUGGAGUCGAAGUGUAUAUCUUUCUUGUGGUUGGAUAUGGCCGCUGGAUGGUUGGUUUGUACAUAAGGCAGGCGUUUGUGCGGUUCCUAGUUGGAUAUGGGGAACGGUUUGUGAACGAGCAACGUUUAUUUUGUUUUGUUAUUUGCUGGGUAGUAUAAGACGUAUUCGUGAACCAAAGCGUCUCGACGAAAGAAAAGUUGUAUAGAAUAAAAAGCACAAGUUGAUGAUCCUU
Messenger RNA from Galdieria sulphuraria, 584 nucleotides. RefSeq lists its product as uncharacterized. The transcript is spliced from 3 exons. The coding region runs from base 21 to 557 and encodes 178 amino acids. Lineage: Eukaryota; Rhodophyta; Bangiophyceae; Galdieriales; Galdieriaceae. The record is from RefSeq and is a predicted model, not a curated record.